This is a messenger RNA of Mercurialis annua (annual mercury), 1748 nucleotides long. RefSeq names its product phosphatidylinositol:ceramide inositolphosphotransferase 1. The transcript is spliced from 12 exons. Gene Ontology annotation, cellular component: endoplasmic reticulum membrane; Golgi membrane; trans-Golgi network. The record is from RefSeq and is a predicted model, not a curated record. The coding region runs from base 365 to 1399 and encodes 344 amino acids. Gene Ontology annotation, biological process: ceramide biosynthetic process. Lineage: Eukaryota; Viridiplantae; Streptophyta; Magnoliopsida; Malpighiales; Euphorbiaceae. Gene Ontology annotation, molecular function: inositol phosphoceramide synthase activity; sphingomyelin synthase activity; ceramide cholinephosphotransferase activity.
UUUUAAAUGAAAAGUUUCGCAGUUUCGUAGUAAAUUCACACAAACAUCAAAUAUCAGUUUCUCUCUUUAUAUUUCUCCUCUCCCAACUCAACCGUCUCUCCGUGUCUAACUCGCGUUUUCCAAUUCUAAUCAAACCCAUUAAACCAACACAAAUCCAUCGUCCAAAUUAAACCCUUCUCUACAACAAUUCGAAAUUCAUCUCUUUUUCUUGCUCAUUACAGAUCUCCCUCGUCGAUUUCGCCUCUUGAUCGGCUUAUACGAACUGGGUUUCUCUUGGUUUUGUUUAAUAUCAUCAGAAUAAACAAAAAAUUUGAGUGAUUCUGCAGAAAUUAUUUGAAUUGGAUGAUGUUGACCGUAACACAACAUGGGUGUUGAAGUACUAUGGAAGUUCUGGUUACCUGACAACAACUACAAUAAUUACAACUUCGAUAAUAAUAAUAAUAAUAAUAUGUCGUUUUACAUUGGUCGUGAGGCUUCUAAGCUAUGGAAGAGAAUUUGUGCAGAGGCUACUACAGAGAUCAAUCUUCUUGCUGAAAAUUGGAAAUAUAUUCUUGCUGGUUUAAUUUGUCAGUAUAUACAUGGUUUGGCUGCAAGAGGAGUUCAUUAUCUACACAGGCCGGCACCAACAUUGCAGGACGCAGGGUUCUUUCUCCUUCCGGAACUUGGGCAAGAGAAAGGCUACAUCAGUGAGACAGUGUUCAGCUGUGUCUUCCUAGCUUUUGUAUUGUGGACUUUCCAUCCUUUCAUCUGCAAGAGCAAAAAGUUCUACACAGUUCUAAUUUGGUGCAGGAUUCUAGCAUUUUUAGUUGCUUCUCAAUUUCUUCGGGUAAUCACAUUCUAUUCUACCCAGCUUCCAGGUCCGAAUUACCACUGCCGCGAGGGCUCCAAACUUGCUAGGCUGCCACGUCCUGAGAGUGUUAUUGAAGUACUUUUAAUUAAUUUUCCUCGAGGGGUGGUAUUUGGUUGCGGUGAUUUGAUUUUUUCAUCGCACAUGAUAUUUACCUUGGUGUUUGUUCUCACAUAUCAGAAGUAUGGCUCAGUAAGGUUCAUAAAGCAAUUAGGCUGGGUCUUUGCCGUGUUUCAGAGCAUUCUAAUCAUUGCCUCCCGCAAACAUUAUACAGUUGACGUUGUUGUCGCAUGGUAUACUGUUAACCUAGUGGUAUUUUUUAUAGACAAGAAAUUACCAGAGCUACCUGAUCGGACCAAUGGAGCUGCGUCUCUGUUAUUACCAUUGAGUACCAAAGAGAAGGACGUCAAGAACAAAGAAGAGAAUCACAAGCUCUUGAAUGGGAAUUCAGUCGAUCCUUCUGAUCGGAGGCAGAGAACUCAAGUAAAUGGGAAGACGCUAGAAGAUGCCAACGGAGUCCAUGCUGAUACUAACGGAAUGAACGGUGUGUAGAUGAAGGAAGAUACGAGGCGUAAAUGGUUGAAGGACUGCUUUGUUACAUGAUCUUUAAGAACAACCCCAUAUGUUGAUUAUGGUAAAAAAUUGAUUUGUAAUGUAGAGAAAUGAAAAUGGGCAGCACAUUUGUACAUUUUGGCAGUCUGUCAUAUGGAUAAAAACAAGUAUCUCAUCAGCAUCAUCUCUUUAUGGUUUGUCCUGUGCAUGUGAUGUGAUGCUGUUGAAACUUGCCUUCUCUUUUGCUUACAGUUGUUUGUUUUUAACACGGUGAAGGCCGAAGGCUGUUUCACUUAUUAACAACCCUGCGAUAACUGUCUAUGAUUCAAAUUCUGAUAUGUAUUUAUUA